This is a messenger RNA of Caenorhabditis sp. 36 PRJEB53466, 14333 nucleotides long. NCBI's taxonomy places the organism in Eukaryota, Metazoa, Nematoda, Chromadorea, Rhabditida, Rhabditidae. The record is from the annotation of a GenBank genome assembly.
AUGGAUUUCUUCGUCAGAAAUGGCGAAGAGCCGUACAUGCAGUUCUCGAAUUUCAAACUACGAAGUUACUUUCCUCACGAAGUCGACAAGCUCAGUGUGCUCCGAAUCACACAGACCAAAACCUUCGAUGAGGUUGGUUGGCUUUAGGCCUAAUUCUUGGAUUUUUGUUGGUUUUCAGGUCGGUCACCCGAUUGCCGGCGGUCUUUACGAUCCGAUUCUGGGCCCUGACAACGUUUUCGACAAGUGCAACACGUGUAAUCAGUACGAAAGGCAUUGUCCCGGACACAUGGGCCACAUUCAGCUCGCUGUGCCCGUCUUCAACCCGCUUCUCUUUCAAUUCACGUACAAUGUAGGUUUUGUAACAUGAAACGUUGAUUUUCCAAAUAAAAAUUCGAAUUUUCAGCUUCUGAAAGGCUCGUGCGUGCACUGUCAUCGAUUAACGUGCAAAGGCGACGGCGUGAACGCGCGACUGCUCAUCGCACAGCUCCGAUGCUUCGAAUUGGGCGUGGAGUACGUCGCCUUCGACCUGGAAUCGAUUCUCCGCGAAAAGAUUAACAAUAGCGAUUUGUUCGACGAGGACGACUCGAAAGCAUUCACCGAUGUCGAUUCGUGCAUCGCCCAGCUCGCCCAGAAGCCCUUGUCCGAGCUGACCGCCUUCAAAUCUACGCCCACGAAGAAUUCGGUUCAACUGAAGAAGGAUCUGAUCACCAACUUUCUUAGAAGUCAUCUUUUCAAACGGCUUCAAAAGUGCCCAAUGUGCAAAGCGCGCAACGGAGUGCUGAGAAACGACGGCGCUCGCUCGAUUCUUAUCGAUUUCUCCGGAGGAUCGAGGGGAAAGUCGAAGAAGUCGACGAAGAUCAUCACGGGAGAAGAUGGAUAUCAGGAGGAGUCGUCUACGGACGAGGAUGAGAAGAAGGAGACGGAAAAAGGCGCGGAAGUGGGCGAUCUGACCGAAGGAAGUCUGGAGCAGCAGAUGAAGAGUGUUCGCAUGGGAGACUGUAACAAACUUGCGUGGCGAGGCGCCGAAGUCCGCGAACACUUUCGAGUGCUCUUCAAAAACGACGGAAAACUGCUCCUGAAACUGUUCCCGAUGCUCAUCGACGAGCUGAACGGAGAGGACAUGAUCUGCCCGCUGGACGGUCUGUUCCUCGAGAGAAUCCUCGUGCCGCCCAAGAAGUUCCGUCCGAUUCGCAUGUUCAAAGGCGCGCAGUACGAAGAUCCGCAGACUCUGAACCUCCGCAAAGUUCUCGAGGCCACCGAGACGAUCUCGGCCAUCUCGCUGAUCAUGAAAGGCGAUAAUAGUGCGCAACUGAAAGAGCUCGUCGCUCAGAGAGUGCGCGGAAAGACUAUAAAUGCGCAAAUGCACGAUGCUUACCUUCAAUUGCAACUUCGCGCCAACGCAAUCUUCGACCAGGACCUGAACAAAGGGGACCGCGACUCGAUUGCCGGAAUCAAACAGAUCCUCGAGAAGAAGCAGGGACUCUUCCGAAUGCACAUGAUGGGAAAACGAGUGAACUUUGCGUGCCGCUCCGUUAUUACUCCGGAUCCGUACCUGGACAUUGAUGAGAUUGGAAUCCCUGACAUUUUUGCGAAAAAGUUGACGUUUACGGAGCCAGUGAAUGCGUUUAACCUGAAAGAGAUGAAAGGACUGCUGCGAAAGGGACCGCACGAGCAUCCGGGAGCCAAUUUCUUUGUGGAACCGUCCGGCAAGAAGACGAUGUUGGGCGACAAGCCGGAGGAGAAAAAGCGGAGAAUGCAGUUAGCGAAGACGCUCACGCCGGCCACCUCCGAAUCGCUGCGGCAGACUGCGAAGGUGCUGAGACACAUGCGCAACGGCGACAUGAUCAUGAUGAACCGACAGCCUUCGCUCCACAAGCCCUCGAUCCUGGGGCAUCGCGCCCGAGUGCUCACCGGACAGCGCGCCCUCCGCAUGAACUACGCGCCGUGCAAGGCGUACAACGCGGAUUUCGACGGAGACGAAAUGAACGGACACCUCGUGCAGUCGCACAUCGCACAGACCGAGGUUCGCGAGAUCGCCAACGUCGGCAGCAACUUUCUGGUGCCGAAAGACGCGACCCCGCUGCUGGGACUCAUUCAGGAUCACGUCGUCUCCGGCGUACUCUUGACACUUCGCGAUCGUUUUCUGAACAAGGAGGACUUUAUGCACUUGGUGCUCGCCUCGUUUGCGCAGUACUCGAAGCGCAUUCAGAUCCCGCCGCCCACGAUUCUCUACCCGAAGCGAUUGUGGACCGGAAAACAGGUUUGUACUCUGAAAAAGAUUUGGACAACCCGAAAAAACUAGAAUUUCAAGUGAUUUGCAAACCUCCCACGCCUUAAACCACUCGGCCACCGGUGCCACGAAUUUGAAUCCGGAGGGUAGGGACCACAAAGUGAUUAACAAACUUGUGAAUUUCGGGAAAACACUUAUCGGAAUGUGUUCUAGUGCUUAAAAAUAGUACAUUCCCAAAUUUUUUUUGAAAAAUGUUCGGUACUUCUCGAGUUAAGAACGUUUUUAGUUUGCGCGGUUUGCACUGAAAAUUCAGCAGCGAAAGGGGCGGAGUCUAUUUGGUGGCGGCGGCGCGAACCCACCCGGUUAAGAAAAUGGAGAGAGCGGACAGUUUUAUCACAAAAAUGUAACUUUCUUAUAGUAAAAAUGUUUUCUUUAUCGAAUCCAAAAGUAGACAACGAAAAUUUUUUGAAGUGGGUUCUAACCCGCGACCUCUCGAUUAGAGAAAGUUACUGAAAAUGCGCAGAAAACUGUAAUUUGUGACAUUUCGCCAAGUAAAACGGAUGUUCCCUAGAAGAGAUCUGGUGUAGUUUUUUGUGCUGAAUCCGAUUCUGCCGUCAAAAUCCCGGUGCCGGACCAGUGUCAACCCGAAAACUCCAAAAAACUGAUUUUUCGGGCGAACACGCUAUGUUUGACGAAGUUAAAAAGUAUCUUUUAGGUGUCCAAAUGAUCUGAAAUUUUGUACAGAGAUACUAUAAAAGUUUCUUAACACAUUCCAAAAAUAAAAAUCGGGGGUCACCGCUGAAAACUUUUUUCAGUUUUAAGUGGCAACUGUCUGAAAUUGAUGUUUCGCCAAGUAAAUCUUUAAUUCUGAUUUCAAAAACGGAUUCAGCAUGUCAAGAACUAUCGGAAUGCAUUUUGGGAACCCCGGUGCCGGACUUAUAUUGACCCCAAAAAGUUCCUAGAACUGACACUGUCCGAACAUUUUGCUGUUUUCGCGCUUGUUCGCAAAAACCAUGACAGUUAGGCUCAAACUGACUUGACCACUGGAUUCUGCGUGGUUGAUUACGGAAAGUAAUGUUGCUAGUACACUUUGUGGCCCCUACCGGAGGGACCACUUCUGUUAAUGGUUCCAUAACUGUUCCCGCACAAACGGUCCCUUCCGUUUUCGUUGACCGAAUGAGCGGAAUGUGCUGUAUUCAGAAGCGUGGCAUCGGUGGCCGAGUGGUUAAGGCGUAGGAGUUCCCGUUCCUAUGGUCCCAAAGACCGCGGGGGUUCGAAUCCCUCCCGAUGCAAACAUUUUUCUUUUAUUUCUUUGUACUAAAUAGUCUGAAAUGUUUGGAAAUGCACUUUUUAUGCUGAACGGGAAACAUCGAAAAAAUUCCGACGGUGUUGAAUGAAGUACUGGAGCAUCUGUAAAAAAUAGUUUGAAAAUAGAAAGGAAAAGUAUAGAACAUAUACAACUAACGAGUAGUUAGGUGUGGUUAACAAUGUGAUGCAACUGGAGAAUUAUUUUUGUACAAAUUCAGAAUUCUUUGUUCGUUAUCAGUUAUAACAGACUGUUCACAUUCAAUACAUUAAAAUUCAAACGUUUUCGAAUGAGGAAAGAAGGUGAAGAAAAUCAGAAAAAUUGUGUUUUUGGGCCUCAAAAUUGUUUUUUUGAUAUUACAAGCUCCGGAUAAGCAACAUUUCUGUAAAGCUUUUCGAAAAAGAAUAGAGGAAAUUUUACAAACAGAAAAAGUAAAAGAUAGUCGUAAAAAAGUCGCGCUGUGGCGAAAAGUUGUGAAGACUGAAGAAAAAUCAUAAGUCCAAGAACGCGCGGUCGUCUCGAUUGCUGAAUGAUUGCUAACUGAUUGACCAUCCUUCCCACAUUCACGUCGUGCAUUCGCAUUCCCCCACUCCUUUUCGAGUAUUUUUACUAAUUCAAUGUAAAACUAGUUAGUUUUGAAGUAGAAAUACCGUCAUAUGCUAGCCAGUGCAAAAGAGAAUGGGCCGAACCGGGGAUUGAACCCGGGACCUCUCGCACCCAAAGCGAGAAUCAUACCACUAGACCAUUCGGCCACACGAUCACUUCCAUUCCGAUCACAAAACAACACCCCCAAUGCCUCAUUCCGCGCCGAAACGUUUCCCUUCCGCGCCGCUUUCCGCAAGAAGUUUCUUUGUGUGAAAUGACUUGCGGAAAGAAAAGCGACGCGGAAGGAGGCAUUGGGGGUGUUGUUUUGUGAUCGAAAUGGAAGUGAUCGUGUGGCCGAAUGGUCUAGUGGUAUGAUUCUCGCUUUGGGUGCGAGAGGUCCCGGGUUCAAUCCCCGGUUCGGCCCAUUCUCUUUUGCACUGGCUAGCAUUUCACGGUAUUUCUACUUCAAAACUAACUAGUUUUACAUUGGAUUAGUAAAAAUACUCGAAAACGUCUAUUUUCUCGACACAUCCUAUAUUUUUGGAAAUAGUGCCAGAACCCAAUUGAAAGGCGGCAAAAGAGUACCGCACCGGACGGGAUUCGAACCCGCGAGGUCUGAUGACCAUAGGAGUGCAAACCUCCCACGCCUUAAACCAGUCGGCCACCGGUGCCACGAAUCUGAAUCCGGAGGGACCACUUCUGUUAGUGGUUCCAUAACUGUUCCCGCACAAACGGUCCCUUCCGGUUCCGUUGACCGAAUAAGCGGAAUGUGCUGUAUUCAGAAGCGUGGCAUCGGUGGCCGAGUGGUUACACAGGUGAAUCGCGAAAAGUGUGGAAUUAGUUCGCGAUUUAUCCCAGAUUUUUUCUCCAGGUACACGCGAUGAAGCGAAUUGUUGAUUAAUAACUGACAAAUCGCGAACGGGCAUUAUAUAAUUGACAAAUCCUGCGCAAAUCGCCCAUUGUAUAACAAGCCAAUUUUUCACAAAUCGCACUUGAGACGAGAUAACUUUAUUAAACGAAAAAAGUAACAAAGUAACAGAAUGCAAUGUUAGAGACAAAAGAAGAAGUGAAAGAAAAAAUCGAAAAAAAAAGAAUUGAUCAAUAUUGAGUAGAAAAUCACGUAACAGUCGGCGAUUACUUCUGCGACUUCGCCCUCAUGCUGAAUGUGUUCAUCUUUUCUUUCCUUUUCGAAACGCCAUCGUUUUCUUCCCACACACUAUUUGAAGACGAACAUUGACUGAAAUUGAAUGAUUGAUUUUCUAUGUAUCCUUCUGAAUCUCACCGUCCAACGACCACGUUGUUCGUUUUUGCGAGGAAUAGGCCGUCUGACACUGUUCGAACUCUGCGCCCGGCACACUCGAAUCACUUUUUUAAAUCUUGGUCGGCAUUAAUAACUUCCAGUUAUUCUUCUCUUUUUCCAAAUUCGUUCGCAUUAUCUGAAAUCUUUUUUCUGAUUCAAUUGAAUCAAAAAUCCAUUUUCUCACCUGCGGCUGUCUGUUUCUGGAAGUAUUAGUCGUGGCAAUGAACCAUAACGAAUUGAAAUGCGAAACCUGUAUGCUCUACUUUGGUUUAAUUACAAAAAAGCAUGCGAAAUUGCAAUAAAAACCAACGAAAAUAUGAAAAAAUCACAAAUAUUUGAAUUCAAAAGUGAAACUCAGAGUGACCAGCCCGUUCGCCGAUUUGUCGAUUGUGCACCCUCGUUCGCGAACUUGUCAAUAAUUCACUAAUUAUACAUCAAUCGCGAACAAGCGCGAUUUCUUUAUUAUACACUGUGUUGUGCGCCAAUCUGCUUCUCAUCCCGUUCGCGAUUUGUUGAUAAUUUGUCUACAAUUGGCUCAAUUGUAUAAUUGAUCAACCGCGUUUCACCUGUGUAAGGCGUAGGACUCCCGUUCCUAUGGUCCCAAAGACCGCGAGGGUUCGAAUCCCUUCCGAUGCAAACAUUUUUUUGCUUUCUUUCUCUCUGCUCGAAAUUGUCGAAAAAAUCAGCUUUAUGCUGAAAAUUAUGAGAAAAUUUCAAAUGUUUGUAUUUCAGGUGGUAUCAACAAUCGUGAAAAAUUGCAUUCCGGAAGGCAGACCGCUGAUCAACCUGGACGGAAAAGCGAAAACGCCGCUAAGCUGCUGGGUGGUGCCCGGAUACACCCCGCCCCCGCUCGAGAUGAGCGAGUCGCACGUGGUGUUCCGGCAGGGAGAGCUGCUCGUCGGUGUGCUAGACAAGGCGCACUUUGGAGCGACGCAGUUCGGACUCGCCCACUGCACGUUCGAACUCUACGGACAUCGGUGCGGAGUGCAGCUGCUCUCCUGCUUCUCUCGACUCUUCACCACCUAUUUGCAGGUUAGAAAUUCCAGCCGUUUUCAGUUCAAAUGUCAUUCUUAUUCUGCAAUUCCGUUUUUAAUCGGUAAUUUCAGUACCACGGCUUCACGCUUGGAGUCGCCGACAUUCUCGUCGUCGAAGCAGCCGAUGCGAAGCGAAAAGACGCAGUUUUGGAGUCGAGAACGAUCGGAGAUCAAGUGGUGCGCACAGCGUUCGGUCUUCCGGACACGGCAUCGAAAGCGGAGAUUAAACGGACGCUGGCGGCCACCUACUGCAAUCCACGUGGCCAGGGAACCGACGUAAAGAUGCUCGAUUUCGGAAUGAAGCAGGGCAUUGCUAAGUACAACGACGCGAUCACAAAGUCCUGCGUGCCGACCGGACUCCUCCGGCUCUUCCCGCAGAACGCCCUCCAACUGAUGAUCCAGUCGGGAGCCAAAGGAUCCGCAGUCAACGCGAUUCAAAUUUCGGGCUGUCUCGGUCAGAUCGAGCUCGAGGGUAAGCGUAUGGCCGUGACUGUGGCCGGACGGACGCUUCCCUCGUUCCGAUGCUUCGAUCCGUCGCCACGAGCCGGAGGAUACAUUGAUCAGCGAUUCUUGACGGGCAUGAACCCGCAGGAGCUGUUCUUCCAUACGAUGGCCGGACGCGAAGGACUCAUCGAUACGGCGGUGAAGACGUCGCGAUCUGGAUACCUCCAGCGGUGCAUCAUCAAGCAUUUGGAGGGAAUUCGCGUGCACUACGACUCCACGGUCCGAGAUCACGACGGAAGUGUCAUUCAGUUUAGGUACGGUUGAUUGAAAUUGCUCUGUAAAAUCUGCAAAAAUAGUUAGGUAAUUUUUGAUGUCAGUGGUCAAGAGCUUGAGAUUUUUGAGAGUUGUUUGAUUUUGGCUAAUUUUUAAAAUAUUAUAGACAAAACCCAAUUCUCGACAUUUCAGAUAUGGAGAAGACGGAAUGGACACCACUAAAGCGACUUUCCUCAACAAAAAGACGAUGCCGUUCCUCGAAGACAAUCUGGAAGCGGUGACGCUCGCCUCGAAGCCAGAAGGAGUCACCGACGCCGACUUUGGCAUCAAAGAGACGGAAAAACGCUACAAAAAGAUUGUGAAAUGGAAGAAAAAGGCGGCGAAAUCGCAGAAAACGGCCAAAAAGUCGUAUUUCUCGGCGUUUACUAACUUUUCGGCGGAGCACGAAGGAAUGGACAAAAAGCGAAUUCUGGCCAUGUGGUUUGAGCUUUCGCUCGACGAACGUGCCGAAUACGCAAACGGAAUACCGAAAAAGUGUCCGGAAGCGGUCGACGAGCGCUUCAAUCCGACGUGCAAAUUGGGAGCGCUGCCCGAGAAAAUGCUCGACGAGAUUGAGGGAUUCUGCACGAAAGUGAAGACGAACGAGGAGCCGAAGGAGGUGUUGAAAAGGACACUCUACUGGAAAGGUUCGGUUAUUCUCAAUCAUCCGAUCGUAUUCUGACUUUGCACAUAAUAUUCAGGUCAGAUAAUUCAAUGAGACUGUAAUUUUCACAUAAUACACUAUAUCAAGACAAAUAAUCGUGCAAAGUCAGAAUCCGAUUGGAUGAUUGAUAACUUCUGCAACUAGGUUUAAAAUUCCCCUAAAAACCAAACAACUUCCAGGAAUGCGCUCGCUGGCCGAACCGGGCGAGAACGUCGGACUCCUGGCCGCCCAAUCGAUCGGAGAGCCGUCGACUCAGAUGACCCUCAACACUUUCCAUUUUGCCGGAAGAGGAGAAAUGAACGUGACGCUGGGAAUUCCACGUCUUCGCGAGAUUCUGAUGACCGCCUCGAAGAGCAUCGCCACGCCGAGCGCCUCGAUCGCCGUCAUCGAGGGAACGCCGCGCGAGCGCAUCGAUUCGAUCAAACGGGAACUCGAUCGGGUGUAUCUGAAGCAGUUGCUCAAGAACUUCACGCUGGACGAGAAAAUCACCCUGACGCAGAAGUGAGUUGAGCCUAGAGAUGGAAAUUUGGCAUUUUAGCCUAGAUUUAAGUUUUCACGCCAAAAAUAAGAGUUUCAUCAUUUCUCGCCAAUUUUUUCAAGCAGAAACGUCAAAGAUGGUGAAAAUUAGAAACAUUUUGAGCAAAUUCACCAAAAACUAUUUUCGGUAAACUUUUCGCGCAGAAAGUGAGAAAUUCGUGAGAACAGUCAAAACGACGAUAUUUGCAGUCAAUCGUCGCGUCGCUACCACCUACGCAUCGAAAUCCUCGCAGCGGAGAAGCGAGAACAAGGUGCCCGGCACCUGCAACGAUCGCAGAUUAUGGAGGAGAUCGAGAAGAGAUUCAUCUUACGCGUCGCCCACGCGAUCAAAAAGAAGUACCACGAGGUGACGGACUACCAGCAGAUGUCCCAUCGGACGAUGCGACAGGGCAACAUCGCCGCUGGAAUCGAGACGGGCGGACUGAAAGAACGACGUGGCCUGCAAGGACCGGACAACGGGGACUCGUCGGAUGAGGAAGCCGACGGAGGAAGAGAAGCGGAUGCGGCGGAAGCACGACUUCAUCAGAGACAUCGCGACGAGGGAGCCGACUACGAGGGCGAGGAUGAGGAGCGCGGAGCAGUGAGGGAACCGGGCGAGGAGCCGAUGGACGAGGACGAGGAAGAAGUCAAGAAGGACGUCCCGGAGGACGAGGAAGACGGCACUCACGAGCAGAAGGUGAACUCGUCGCGGAUCCAGGCGGUGCAGCGACUCUCGGAUAACAUCUCAGCCUACACGUACGACGUGAAAUCGAACAAGUGGUGCGAGGUGGUGUUCGAGUUGCCACUGCGCAACAAGACCAAGAUGGACGUGUCGUCGAUUGUCGAGCGAGAAGUCGAGCAGUUUAUUGUGCAUCAGACGGCCGGCAUCGAGCGGUGCGUCGAGACGACCGAGCAGAAGAACGGACGCGAGACGAUCAUUCUGCAGACUCAGGGAGUCAACCUCGCCGCGUUCUUCAAGCACGCCGACGUGCUCGACGUCAACUCGGUCUACUCGAACGAUCUGAAUCUGAUUCUGAUGAACUACGGAGUGGAGGCGUGCGCGAAGGCUAUCACUACAGUAAGUUGGGGAAAGAUUACGGAAUAUUGGAUACGUUUACAGUAAACCGCUUGCUGUAGUCCGUUCAAGCGUGGAUACUGUAGAAGUGAACUGAGAAUGAGGAUAGUUUUUCUGAAGUUUUAUAGAAUCGGCGGGAACGGUGCAAAAUUUCAGGGUUGUGGUAGUUGGACACUUCCCCACUGUAGUUUAUCAAUUUUUAGUAAAAAGCUGUCCGAGCUACAGUAAUCUAGCUUCCUUGCGUUUUUGAAUAAUAACCCCAUAAUAAUUUCAUCCUGGUUACGGUUUCGAAACCUCGAUAUGUGUACAAUUAGUUAGCGUCGGAUUACGCUAAAACCGAUCCCUUGUAAGAUCAGAAAUGUAGGUUCUCUCGCUGAAAAAAUGGUGUCUCUACUCGUCUUGAACCGGCCUUCUUCUUCUUCUUCUUCUCUUCCAACUACUCAACAAUGCUUCGCCUAAUUAACACACACUCUAAUGUGUCACAUGGCGGUCGAGAACAGUUAUAACCGCGGAGGCAAACGGGAGAUUUAUGGUUACCGUCUCUCUGUUUUCUCUCUCUUCUUCUGCUUCUUCUUCUUCUUCUUCUCUCGCCACCGUAAUAGAGAGAGAGAGAGAGCGGCGCGCGUUUUGUUCGCCACGCGUCAGAGAGUGAUUGAUCUCUCCUAUUAAUAGAGAGAGGGCUAUGGGAAUAACGGUCGCGGACUACAUACGGACACGUGAACGACACGCUCGCGCGCGAGGAGUUUUGUGUUCUCAGAAGAGUUUUGCGACUGACGUAGUUGAUCUUCAGAAGACUUUUCGAUGCUGCUGUUGGCCAAUUAGAAGGCGAGGCCGGAUCUCCGUCUCUUUGCAAAAAGAUUGCGGAAGCCGUUUUGGAAUUGGAAUUGGAAUUAGAAUAGCCUAAACUUCUAAACUUUGAACUAUUUACGAUGGAAACGCACAAAGGCCGCGAAACGAGGUCAAAAGUUCAAGAAGCGGUUUUUUUGCGUGUUACAGCGGCGGCGGCGCUUCUUGUGGCUUGUGACGGCUCUAGAAUUUGUCAUAUUCGCUAUCCAUCAAGGAUUACUGUAGGUAGUCUGAUUUUAUGACUAGUACGUAGUAGUCCUGACACUACAGUACAAACUGAUGACCAACUAGUCAACAACCGAGUUUUCCUUCCUCAAAUAGUCCGCGCAUUCCAUUCCAUUCCAAUCGAAUCUCUCUCAGCGCCUGGUACCCGAAGAGACGUAUCUCUUCUAGAAGCCAUUGUGGAAGAGAAACAAAGAAAAAGAGGGUGGGCGGUCCGAAGAAGAAGAAGAAGAAGAAGAAGAAGAAGGAGGAGAGGAGACGGUCUUUCACGUCGCCAGUACGGCCCGAUUAUGUGUGUUCGCUUCUUUCUGAUCUUGCGACGUCACAGUGCCGCGUUCUUCUGCCCUGCUUGUAUUCCUUGAGAGAGAGAAAGAGAGAGGGAAGACGUGCUCUUCUUCUUCUUCUUCUGACUGAUUAUUGACUAUUCGUCUGUCUUCUAUCACGAUGAACAAAUCGAUUAUGAUGAGGAGAGGGAGGAGUCCGCCUCCCCCUUUUCCAUCGGCUACUACUCGACUUUUACUAUAAAAGGGUGAGGAAUUGUGUAUGUCAGUGUCUCAAUUCGGAUAAGGAAGGAAAUGGACACCAGCAGUUAUUUUUAGAUCAACUGGUACUGUUCACUUUGACAAGAUUGAUUGAUGAUCGAAAAAAGGGGACAAAGAAUGGGUUGUUCUCGAUUCUCGGUGUGAAAUUUGGUUUCAAACAGACUUUGAGCACAAGAGGAUGUUUCUAGCAGCUUUUCGGGCUCUUUUGUCGUUUUCAGUAGCAUUCCUGGAAAAAGUGGUCUGAAAAUGGAUUGCAGGCCUAAUCUCUUCAACUUUUGACUUAAGAAUUUUCGAAGACGGGCUAGAACGUUCACCUUUUUUUUUAACUCCUUAAACCCAUCAAUUUGUUUGCAGGAAAUGAACAACGUGUUCGCCGUGUACGGAAUCGAGGUCUCGAAGCGACAUCUCUCGCUUACCGCCGACUACAUGACAUUCACCGGCCAGAUCCAGCCGUUCAACCGCGGCGCCAUGUCGUCCAGCUCGUCGCCGCUCCAGAAAAUGACAUUCGAGACGACGAUGGCGUUCUUGCGCGAGGCCCUCUUGCAAGGUUUGUCUUUUCGGCAGUUUCGCAGAAAGUUGGAAGAUUUUGCAUUAACUUGGUGGCCUUGUCUUUUGAAAAUCAGCGAAAAGAUUGCGGCCGCCGAGCGAAAGUUCACAAUGAUCUAUCUUUUUUUCGGCGGCGGCGCUCGCAGACAGACUGGAUCUCUCUCUCUCUCUCUCAUCUAAACUGAUAAAUCGGCGAGAAAUAGAUGUGGUGUUAUCUUUUUUGGGUACAUAAAGUUGACAGAUCACACUUUCUCUUCCCGUUACCACUUUUUUGUUUAGAGAUACUAUGGUCAUUCGAAUCGAAAUGUUCCUGUUUUAUCAUAUCUCAAAAAAUGAGAGUGUUGGAUUUUCGAAAAAUGCAUCAAAAAUCAGUCAUGAGGGCAGAGAAGAAAGAGACGCGGUGAACUUUGUCGCUGUUUAUACGUGGACGUCGAUUUUUGAGAAUGUUGAGGUCGAAACGGGCCGAAAAGCUCUAAUUUAGCGAAAUUUUAAAGAUUUUUCUUCGCAUCAGUAUAUCUCCAGAUCAGAUAACUCCUUCGGGCUGACACUUUCGAGCUAGACAUUCCCAACCGAAACUAAUCUUUGUGCCAAGUUAGGAUUCAAUGUCAUGAUUACAAGUGGGUAAAAAAAAACCAGGAUUCGAAACUUUCACUGAUGCUCACAUGCCUGAAAUCCUGAACCUCGAAACUUUGAAAGUCUCCAAUCUUGGCCUAGCUUAUCACUUUUUUUCAAAGAUCCCCUUCUUCUGAGUCUUCUUCCUGUUUCUGCGCUUCUUCUUUGAGAAUACAACGGGACGACGUCUUUAGCGCAAUGAAAAUCGUCUGCACGCAUAAGUAUGACGCGUGAAGAUCAUUGAAGAACGCUCGCCGCUAUUCUUUGCAAAUUGGACUGCUUUUGCAGCCAUACUUUGUCCCCCUUUUUGCCUUUUUCCCAUCAAAAGAUGUAGUGCCCGGAAGUACGGUAGCCGAGGGGAAAUGACGGGAUAUUGAGCGCAGAUCACAGCUCGCCGCUCCAAGAGCCCAUGCGUUUGUUGACACUCGCCUGCUCCGCUCCACGUGAAAUGACGUGGCGAGACCAGUGUUAGUCACCUCUGUCCAACUGGACAUUGGAGGAGGAAAAAGAAGAAAAGGCCGAAGCACAGUGAUGGUAGUUGCCGAAGGACUCGUGAAAUCGAUUGCCCCACUCCACAGUACUCUCGUCGAGUAUUAUUAUUGGGUUGUUUGUCGAACAAGGAAGGGUCCAGUGUCCCUGACCAAUCAUGCUUGUGAAAGUGAAGACUACCACGUGGGGCCGCCAGUUGACGAGCGGCGAGAAAGAAGAAGAAGAUACUGGAACUGAUUUCACGUGAAACACGGCGCGAACGCGGAUCUUUGAUUGUGUCUGGGUGCAUUUUGGGUGCGAAAUGUGGUAAGGACACGAGGGUUUGAGCCUUUGUGAUCCAAAAUUGAUCAGCGAUCCAAAAUUGAUCAGCCUUUUCCGAUAGAUUACGGUAAUUCGGGCUUCGUAAAGAUCCAUAUCAGCUAACUCAUAGACUUCCGUGUUUUUUGUUUGAGCGGACACCUCGUCUUAGUAGUAGCCGUCAAAACAUAUUUUCCUCAAUAUCAUUUCCUCAUCAAAUCGAGCAGCCCCCGAGUGAGUGAGUGAGUGAGUGAGUGUUCCACCGACACGGGCACCGUUUCGAACAACAGGCUCUCGACGAUGGCAACAAGAAAUUUAGGAAGAGAAGAAGGAAGAAGAGGAAGAAGACUUGUUUAUUUGUGUUUUGUUGAUUAGCGCCUUUUCGCCUUUUUCAAUCUUUUCGCCAUCUAUCAUCGUGCCAAUGAGAAAUGAGAACUUUUUUGAUGGUGAGCGUCAGUGACAGCGCGUGUAGCGGUUUUUUAGUAGUUUACGUACCCUUGCCGGUCAGGUUUCAGACUAGAUGCAGUUGAUCAGGUUAUAAGAAAACUUUGAUAGGGAAACCGAUGAUAUCAUAGUAAUUGAUGCUUCUGCUCAAAAACAUGCCCUUUGGCUAGUUGAUACUGUCCACGUCUUUGUUUUUUCACGUGUACCCACGAGUGCAUCCAUCAUCUUCUGACUACAUCUUCAGAAAUCACCGCCGUAGGUCAUUAUCAUUAGGAUGUGUGAUGUGUCUUCCCGUGCAUCUCACUGAUUCGACGAUGGUUGAUAAGAAAAGAUUGGCUUGAUUAUAGUGAGAAUGUUUUCUCUUAUAGUUUAGUUUCGGAUGUGUGGCUAUUUAUCACGUUCGGCGUGGCGGCUAUUGACGCACCGGAUAGGCAGGUGAUUCGGCUAGUGAGUAAAUGGUUUUUGUUUUUUGUGACUCACUGGGAAGUUGGCGUCUGGAAAUGAGUCAUUUUGAGAAGGGGGUCAGAGUAUUUUUCUUUUUUUUAGGCCCAAAAAGUAUCAUAUUCCAUAGUUUAUCAUUGACAAAACGUUAUCAUCCGACUGCGUGAGCACUCACUUGACAUGCUCCCCCCCCCUCAUCAUUGAUAACAUUUUGAACUCUAAAAUGUGCUUUCACGACAAAACGACCGAAUUUUUCAGGCGAAGAAGACAAUGUGAACUCGCCGUCGUCGCGAAUCGUGAUGGGCGCUCUGCCACGUGGCGGCACCGGAUCGUUCGACCUGCUGCUCGACCCGAACAUGAUCUCAGAACGGGAGGAACACGAGGCCGCCCGUGCAUUGAAACGUGGCAAAAAGAAGACCACAUUUUAG